AUGCCGCUCCUCGACGGUACAGAAAUGGGGGAAACGCUUGAUGAGGUUGAUCAACUUGAUGUGGCCGUGACCGACGUUGCCUCGAGUCUUGGCAGAAGUCAUCAAGCGCGACUGGAACCGCGUCGAUCUUCCAUCUCGAAAGUCGUGACAAGCACCAAAUCCAAGAAAAAGCAGCACCUGCACAAGCUUGUGAAAGUCGUCACAAGUGAAGGCAUCACAACGACUGCCACCUCCCUACCCAAGUCAAUGCUCGCCAGCCGGCCGUUGCCGCUGCUCGUCUGCAGCGUCGGCAACCCAGGCUCUCAAUUCGCCAAUACCCUCCACAGCGCCGGCCACACCGUCCUCAACCGUCUCGCCGAUCGACUAGGCUAUCCCGGAUUUCACAAAGACAGGCAACACGGCAAUGGUCUCAUUAGCAAACCUUCCAUUAUCCCGGGCGGCAGCGGCGACUGGACCCUAUGGCAGAGCACGGCCUACAUGAAUGAUUCCGGCAAAGGCGUUCGAGCUGCAUACAUGGCUUGGGCGAAGAAUAUUGUCGAUGGGGAGGGACGGCUGGUGAUUGUUCAUGAUGAGCUGGAGAAGCCGCUGGGGGCUGUUACGUUGAAGACUGGACAGGGGUUGAGCGCAAAGGGACAUAAUGGACUCAAAAGCAUCAUGUCUGUCAUGGGCAACACUCCUUUUGUGAGGAUUGGUAUUGGUAUUGGGAGACCUGUUAGCAGGGAGAGCAAUGAUGUCGCUCGCUAUGUGCUGAAGAAAAUGGAUGCUGGUGAGAAGUCUGCUGUCGAGGGCUCGAUUGAUCAAGUCAUUGCCAAGUUGAAGCAAUUGGAGACUGGGUGA
Molecule: messenger RNA, 837 nt
Organism: Ramularia collo-cygni
Lineage: Eukaryota; Fungi; Ascomycota; Dothideomycetes; Mycosphaerellales; Mycosphaerellaceae
Exons: 1
Coding region: 1-837 (278 amino acids)
Molecular function (GO): peptidyl-tRNA hydrolase activity
Source: RefSeq, a predicted model, not a curated record